AUGAACACUGUCAAAUCGGUAUACUACGGCUGGGGUACCCUAAUCGUCGCCGGCGGCGGCGCCUACUACUUCGCCAAGCGCUCCAUCAACGAAGACCGCGCACGCAAAGCCGACCUCGACGCCCAAAAACGACUUGCGCAGUACCAGCUCGAGCAAGCAUACAGCCAAUCUCCUCCAGCGCCUAAGCCAACGCCCUCAAACAUGCCCUCCUACGCCGGCAAGCCGUACACGCCGCCCGCGCCCAAGUCGGUUACAAGCGAGCUCGGGAAGAAGCGGCGGGAGAUGGGGGAGGACAAGGAUUGGCAUACGGCGCAUGAUGAGGCGGGGAACCCGAGCCAGGAGGCGAAUGGCGAUCCGGCGCCUACGAGGCAUGCGCCUGAGGAUGAGGCGCAGAAAAUGAGGGAGAAGAGCAAGUAUGAGGCUAGUGAUAUCUAUCGGAGUCGGAAGGGAGACCGUUUUUCAUGA
This is a messenger RNA of Didymosphaeria variabile, 465 nucleotides long. RefSeq lists its product as uncharacterized. Lineage: Eukaryota; Fungi; Ascomycota; Dothideomycetes; Pleosporales; Didymosphaeriaceae. Bases 1 to 465 code for a protein of 154 amino acids. The record is from RefSeq and is a predicted model, not a curated record. The transcript is spliced from 3 exons.